Molecule: messenger RNA, 2956 nt
Organism: Poecilia reticulata (guppy)
Lineage: Eukaryota; Metazoa; Chordata; Actinopteri; Cyprinodontiformes; Poeciliidae
Source: RefSeq, a predicted model, not a curated record
UAAAUGACAUCAAAAUAAGGCAAAAAAAGAGAGAGAAAUUCAAACCUUACAGCUUUGUUUCAUUGAAAUAUUGAAUGUUUAUUUUAGAGCAAAUCAUACAACCAUACAUCACGUUUUUGUGGUCAUUCCUGACUAGGGAAAAUUGGUAUUUUUCCACCGGUUCCCCUUCUUUGUUAUUGUUUAUUUGCACAGCUUGACUAAAAAAUAAAUAAAACACAUUUUGUGUUUCAGAUUGAGCUUCACAAUGUAUCAAACUAGCCAUUAUUCCACCUUCACUGUGUGCAAUAUUGUAAUUGCAAAGAGUGCCUGAGUGUAAUAUUUGGUAAUACUUUAGCAAACGUACAUCAAGACCGUGCCUGCUGUUAAAUAUGAUGGAUGGCUGGAUGGAUCUAUGGAUGGAUGGAUCUAUGGAUGGAUGGAUGUUCGCUGCCCCAAAGGAAAAACGUUGCAAGGAGAAUCACCGUCAUGUUUUCACUUCGCGUGUUCCUGGUUUGAGACAAAUGCAUUUAUCUGGACGUGUCGACUCGUUGACUCCCAACAUUUUCACUGUUCUCCUUCUGAGCAACAUGUUCCUCCGCUCAGCUGUGCUACUGGUGGUGAAGGAAGAGAUUUCCGAUGAUGGCGCCAAGUUGCCUUGUUUUAACGGCAGAGUGGUGUCGUGGUUGGUGUCUUCGGAGACUCCCGUUGCAGAGCCUCCAGUUGCGGUGGUGCCCCCUGUGGAAACAACCGCCCAGCCUUCACCACCUCCACCGCCCCUGCCACCCCCACCUGCAGAGAGGACAGGGGGCAUCGGGGACUCCAGACCACCCUCCUUCCAUCCCAAUGCUACGGGCAGCGUGGAGACUUUGGACGAUCAGACUGAAACCGAGUCCGUGGUUUCGUUCAGGAGGGAGAGACCCCGCCACAGAGAGAGCGUGGAUCAGCACGGGCCCCGCAUGAACGGCCAGAGCCGCCUGGAGCGCCACCUGGCAGGGUACGAGAGCUCCAGCACAGUGAUGAGCAGCGAGCUGGACACGACCAGCUUCUGUGACUCUGAGGAUGACGACACCAUGAGCAGGUUCAGCAGCGCCACAGAGCAGAGCACUGCCUCCAGGCUUCUGAAACGACAUCGUCGGCGGAGGAAACAGCGCCCCCCACGGCUGGAAAGGGCCUCGUCAUUCAGCAGCGUGACGGACUCCACGAUGUCCCUGAACAUCAUCACCGUCACGCUCAACAUGGAGAAGUACAACUUCCUGGGUAUUAGCAUUGUGGGCCAGAGCAACGAAAGAGGGGACGGCGGCAUCUACAUCGGCUCCAUCAUGAAGGGCGGGGCUGUGGCUGCGGAUGGACGCAUCGAACCCGGAGACAUGCUGCUGCAGGUGAAUGACAUUAACUUUGAGAACAUGAGUAACGACGACGCGGUGCGAGUUCUCAGAGAGAUCGUACACAAACCAGGACCCAUCAUACUGACGGUGGCCAAGUGCUGGGACCCGGCCCCUCAGGGCUACUUCACGCUGCCUCGCAAUGAGCCGAUCCGACCCAUCGACCCCGCGGCGUGGGUCAGCCACUCUGUGGCCAUGACCGGGGCCUACCCUCCCUAUCCGGGCAGCUCCUCCCUCAGCACCAUCACCUCCUCCUCCUCCGUCACCGAGACUGAACGUUUCGACGACUUUAACUUGUCGCUGCACUCUGACAUGGCGUCCGUCGCCAAGGCCAUGGCUUCACCGGAGUCGGGACUGGAGGUCAGGGAUCGCAUGUGGCUUAAAAUCACCAUCCCCAACGCCUUCCUGGGCUCAGACGUAGUGGAGUGGCUCUUCCACCACAUCGAGGGAUUCCAGGACCGCCGGGAAGCCAGGAAGUACGCCAGCAACCUUCUGAAGGCCGGCUUCAUCCGACACACCGUCAACAAGAUCACCUUCUCCGAGCAGUGCUACUACGUGUUCGGAGAUCUGAGCGACUGUGAGAACUACAUGGCCAACCUGGCGCUGAACGACAACGACGGCUCCAGCGGCGCCUCGGAUCAGGACACCCUAGCCCCCCUGCCGCUCCCCGGCGCCUCCCCCUGGCCCGUGAUGCACACCUUCCCCUACCAGCCCUACGCAGCGCAUCCCUACUCCAGCCAGCCGCCUCCGUACCAUGAACUCACCAGCUACAGCUACGCUCCGGGCAGCACGGGCAGCCAGCACAGCGAAGGGAGCCGAAGCAGCGGCUCGACGAGGAGCGAGGGCGAGCGGCGGCGCAGCAGCAAGGGCCCUGGCAGCACCGUGGGCGGGGGGGAGAAAUCCCCCUCCGGAGACGGCGGCGGCGCCGAGUCGCGCUCCGGCAGCGGCAGUGAAUCGGAGUACUCCACCCGCGGCAGCCUGAGGCGCGGCCACGGCUCGUCGGCCCCCAGCGAGCACAGCCACGCCUCGUCGCAGCGCUCCCACCACCACCGGAUGCCGCAGCCCCCCCACAUGUCCCCGUACCCGCCGGGCAUCCUGCCCUACAACCCCAUGAUGCUGAUGAUGGUGCCCCAGCAUCCACACCCGGCCAUGGCCGCCCACGCUCUCCAGCACCCGCAGCAGCUGUCGGCAGCCCCCAUGCACCAGGCUCUGCCCCCUCCUCCCUCCUCUACACCGGGGGGCCCUCCGGGGGCCCCUCCCACCCGUGACCUGGGCUCUGUGCCUCCAGAGCUGACCGCGUCCCGUCAGUCGUUCCACCUGGCCAUGGGCAACCCCAGCGAGUUCUUUGUGGACGUCAUGUAGAUUGCUUUCUGUUUUGUUUUUGUUUUUCUUUGCGCUGAUCUGUUAUUCGUGUGAAGGCAGCGUACGGUUCUGCUCGGCGAGCUCACGCCGCCCAUCGGAGGAAGGGCUUUGGUUAUAAAUUAGGUAAAACAGGGUUUAAAAUUACAGAAGAAAUAAAAAAAAAAGCAAGCUGAUAUGGAAUAUGGUUUGAUUAAAUGUACCAAUAAGUUUAGUUUCUGCUUAAAUAAAAAAAA